Messenger RNA from Aspergillus niger, 237 nucleotides. RefSeq lists its product as uncharacterized. The record is from RefSeq and is a predicted model, not a curated record. The transcript is spliced from 3 exons. Bases 1 to 237 code for a protein of 78 amino acids. NCBI's taxonomy places the organism in Eukaryota, Fungi, Ascomycota, Eurotiomycetes, Eurotiales, Aspergillaceae.
AUGCAGGGAUUCUCAGGGAGCCCUAUGUGUGAGUCUCACGUAAGCCAACGCGUCAAGAAGCUGGCACCAAAUCACCGGAUGGACUGGGACCCCCGGAAUAAUAACCCCAAGCCUAACAAGAAUGAUGCCAUUUGUAAACCGGGUUCCAACGGCAAGGGCAAGUGGGGAUUUGAUGUCGGCGAGUAUGCUUAUGCUUAUGAUGGUCACAGCUAUCGAAAGGCUAGAGGGAGCAAGUGA